This is a messenger RNA of Fusarium poae, 957 nucleotides long. RefSeq lists its product as uncharacterized. NCBI's taxonomy places the organism in Eukaryota, Fungi, Ascomycota, Sordariomycetes, Hypocreales, Nectriaceae. The transcript has 4 exons. Bases 1 to 957 code for a protein of 318 amino acids. The record is from RefSeq and is a predicted model, not a curated record.
AUGACUGUCCUCUCUGCUGGACCAUCUGGCGGUGCAUCCGAUCUUCACCAUGUUGCUUAUACAGUCGACAUUCAUUUCAGGGGCCUCGGUCUCAAGUCGGAAGAGAUAAAACUAUCUAUUUGGAAGACCACAGAGAAGUGGUAUCUGGACACCGACAAAAAACUACCCAUCGACGAUCAACAUACACCUGACUCAGUUGCUAAACUCGUAAAUCGGUGGAUUGGGGCUUGUGAAGCAAACCAUUCCAUGUGUUUCAAGGAAGCUGUGCCACCCAAGACUGCAAGAAUGCCAGCUCGAUUGCUUGAUCUGGGAGGUAGCGUGUCGAAUACUUGGCCGAAUUACCAUAACUUCUUGGAUUACCAGCCCGACGACAUUCUGCCACAAACGUACAAAGAAAUCAUCGCUAUCUGCCGUUCUAUAGCUGUUCGAUACCUCUGGAUCGACUCUCUAUGCAUCAUACAAGACUACGGUGGUUUGGAAUUUCGCAAAAAAGCUCCAUUGAUGACGGAUAUCUAUCAAUAUGCUUUCCUAACAUUGACCAUAUUGUGGGAUUUCCCUGGCCUCAGUGUUUUUCGCAAGUGCCGGCCUCGUAGCAUACCUCGACACAAACCCGCCGCUUCCUACAAUCAACAAGACUCUACAUGUCAAACAGAUGAAUAUGUAUUUGUCGAGCACAGGGAUGCGUUAGAUUUACAAGUCGCCGUAGAUCUUGCACCACUCAAUAAGCGCGCUUGGGUCUUGCAAGAACGCUGUCUCUCAAGGCGUUUACUCUACCUCGGUAAUGAGCAGGUCUUUGAGAGUGUAAUGAAUGUACUGGCAGUGAGGUAUCUCCAACUGUGCAAUAUCCUGCAUCCAGAAGGACCAACACAGAGCGUCACUCUAUGGUUGACCUAUCAGGACUUGAUAGAGACACCCAUUGGAGUUGGGUCCUUUCGAGAUAUACUGGAUACGAUUUAA